AUAGGGAGAAGACCUCCAAAUCAAGAACUCCCCCUUCUAAGAAAUGUUCACAUCUCACAGGCGAAGAGAAGAAUCUGUUUCUUCUUUUUCUUUCAAUUAUUAUUGUUAGGGUUCGCUUUUUCUAGUGGAGAUUUCAGUCUUCUUCAAGGGUUUGGACUCAUUCGAUUUGUUUAUUAGGGUUUCUGUUGGAAUUUCUCCAAAGAGGAUUUCCUCUGUGGGAAGUAUGAAAUGAAAUCUGAUUGGAGUUGAAGGAAAAUUUCUUCCGCUUGUAGUUUCUUUUUCGUUCACUGAGAAUUUUUUUCUUCCAAGGGACGAAUUUGGUUAUUAUUUGCUUAUGAUUUUUCCCAUUGUUGAUUUUUCUCAGUUUUUCUUUCAAUAAUUCGAUUAGUUUCGAGGUUUGUUGUGGUUCAAGCUUGACGAUUUUGGUUAUUAGGGCAUCCUUGAUAUUGUUCUGGUUAGGAUUUUGUCUUUAUUGGAUUUGUAAAUCUAUCUAAAGAAUCGAAGCGAUGAAGAUCCAUCCAGCUCCAAAGAAACGGAACAUCGCGUUCGGGUAUGAAAUCAAUUCAAGCAUCUUGGAGGCUAACAGACUCAUGGGAAGGCAGAAGAAGCUCCGUCGACUUCCUCACAUAUUCAGUAGAGUCUUGGAGCUGCCCUGCCGUUCGGAUGCUGACGUUUUGAUCGAAGAGAAUUCGGAUUGUUUCCGCUUCAUCGUCAUGACCGACGAUGUUGGCAAUGAUGUGAGAGCCCAUACCAUCGAAAUUUAUCCUGGAGUUACAAAGAUUGUGAUCAGAGGGAGCAACCUUCUUGAAUUGUCUAUGGACGAGCUUGAGCUCGAUGUAUGGAGGUUCAGGCUUCCAUCAUCGACAAGGCCAAAACUUGCUAAUGCUGUUUAUGUUGAUGGGGAACUAAUUGUGACUGUCCCGAAGGGUGGAGGCACCGAUGACUCUGGUGAUGCGAAUUAAGAGGAAGAAAUUUGGGGUGAGGGAAAUGGGAAUCUCAGGGGUGGAAUGGGUCGUCUAGUCCUUGUACAGUAACACCUCUCUUCCAUUCCUGUGUCUUCAAAGUUUCGUUUAAGCUUUGUUAAUGGAACUAGUUUUUAUAUAUGCUUGCUUGCUGGCUGGCUGAAUUAAGAAAUAUGGUUGGUGCGGUUA
This is a messenger RNA of Macadamia integrifolia, 1151 nucleotides long. RefSeq lists its product as uncharacterized. The transcript has a single exon. Bases 507 to 962 code for a protein of 151 amino acids. The record is from RefSeq and is a predicted model, not a curated record. Lineage: Eukaryota; Viridiplantae; Streptophyta; Magnoliopsida; Proteales; Proteaceae.